UUCAUUUCUACAAUCUUCACUCUACUCUUUUUUUUUUUUUCCUUUCCUUUUCUUUUCUUUUUUCCCCUUUUUUUUUUAUUCAUAUAACAAAACCCUAGCUUUCCUUCCUUUAUAUCCAUACAUAUACACACUCUGUAUCUAUAUCCUUCAUCAAAAUAUGAUGCAGCAGCAUCAGAGGAUCAGACAACAACAAGCCCUGAUGCAACAAUCCCUUUAUCACCCAGGUCUUGUAACUCACCCCCAGAUAGAGCCUAUCUUGAGUGGAAAUUUACCACCUGGGUUUGAUUCAACCACAUGCCGCAGUGUUUAUGUGGGGAACAUCCACCCACAGGUCACAGAACCCCUACUCCAAGAAAUUUUUUCAAGCACUGGUGCUCUUGAAGGAUGCAAGCUCAUUAGAAAAGAUAAAUCAUCAUAUGGGUUUGUAGACUACUUUGAUCGACGUUUUGCUGCUCUUGCCAUUGUGACCCUUAAUGGAAGGCAUCUAUUCGGGCAGCCUAUCAAAGUUAAUUGGGCAUACGCAAGUAGCCAGAGAGAAGAUACAUCAGGGCACUUUAACAUAUUUGUAGGUGACCUUAGCCCUGAAGUUACUGAUGCUACUUUGUUUUCUUGUUUCUCCGUGUACCCUACUUGCUCUGAUGCAAGAGUUAUGUGGGACCAGAAGACGGGGCGUUCUAGGGGAUUUGGAUUUGUCUCAUUUCGAAACCAACAAGAUGCCCAAAGUGCAAUUAAUGAUUUAAAUGGGAAGUGGCUUGGAAGUAGGCAAAUUCGAUGCAACUGGGCGGCAAAGGGUGCGACAUCGGAUGACAAACCGAGGUCGGAUGCCAAAAGCGUUGUGGAAUUGACAAAUGGAACAUCAGACGAUGGUCAAGAAAAAAUCAACGAAGAUGCUCCCGAAAAUAAUCCUCAGUAUACAACUGUCUAUGUUGGCAAUUUGGCUCCGGAGGUUACAUCAGGUGAUCUCCACUGUCAUUUCCAUGCUCUUGGUGCUGGUGUUAUUGAAGAUGUUCGCAUUCAACGAGACAAAGGUUUUGGUUUCAUAAGAUACAGUUCUCAUGCUGAAGCAGCUCGUGCUAUUCAGUUGGGAAAUGCUCGAUAUCUCUAUGGCAAGCCACUCAAGUGCUCGUGGGGUAGCAAACCAACACCUCCAGGAGGCAGCUCAACCCCACUACCCCUGCCAAUGACUGGAAAUAUGCUCGGUUUUUCAGGCACAGAAUUUGCAGCCUAUGAAAGACAAUUGGCUCUUAGUAAAAUGGCCGGUGUGCAAGCUCUAAUGCAUCAGCAGAUGGGUGCUGCUCCUAGCCAAGGACCCCUCUAUGAUGGUGGUUAUCCAGGAAUUGCCGCCACACAGGCCCCUAUGUACUACCAGUAAUAACAGCCUACCACGGAGAUUAGAUAGAGUUCCUGUCUUCUUUUUUCGAUGUUUUUUAAGUUAUUGUUUGGAAUGCUUGUUUUCUCAUUAUUAUCAUAUCAACUUUGAGGAAGUAUAUGGAUAUAUGUAGAAUUUGUAUGUGUAUGUAUUGAUUUAUAAUGUGCACCUAUGAUGGGUGUUGUAAGAGGCAGUAUUGAUUUAUAAAUUGCUGAAUUCACACAUC
Molecule: messenger RNA, 1595 nt
Organism: Erigeron canadensis
Lineage: Eukaryota; Viridiplantae; Streptophyta; Magnoliopsida; Asterales; Asteraceae
Product: oligouridylate-binding protein 1-like
Exons: 12
Coding region: 158-1372 (404 amino acids)
Cellular component (GO): cytosol
Molecular function (GO): mRNA binding
Source: RefSeq, a predicted model, not a curated record